CUUCCAUAUCUAAAUAUCCAACUUAUCCAACUCCACCGCCCCACAAAAUUAAAGCUCUCUCAUCUUCUCCAAUGAUGACAGUCGAUGCUCAUCACCUUCCUUUCAAAUUCAGUGAAGUAGUCAUGAACAUCAACCCAGAGGAAUACUACACCACUUUCAUCUCUCCGCCGCCGGCGCCGGCGCCACCACCGUCCUUCCCUUCCGACACCUCCUCACCCUUCUCUUCUUUCCCCUCUCAAGACUUCUUCUCCCAACUCCAACUCCAACAUCAUCUUGAGAUUGAUCAUCUCAUUACCAACCAUGCGGAGAAGGUGAGGCAAGAAAUGGAGGAGAGAAGAACAUGGGUGUGGAGAAGAGUGGUAGCCAUGGCUGAAGAAAAGGUGGCAAGAAAACUAAGAAACAAAGAUGAAGAGAUAGAUAGAAUAACAAGAGUGAACCAUGCAUUAGAGGAACGCAUCAAAAGUCUGGUUAUAGAGAACCAGUUAUGGAAGGACAUAGCUCGGAGCAACGAGGCUGCUGCCAUGCUUCUCCGUACCAAUCUUGAUCAUCUUCUUGCUUCUCAGGACAGUCAUGAAGAGGAUGUUCAGUCUUGUAGUGGUGGUGGCGGUGGCGCCGGCGAGGUUGGGAGGAGGUUGUGUCGCCGGUGUGGGGAGGAAGAGGCGGCGGUUCUUGUCAUGCCUUGCCGCCACCUUUGUCUCUGUUUGGAUUGUUCUCCGGCUUUGGAUGUUUGUCCUGUUUGCAAGUCUUCUAAAAAUGUGGCGGCGUGCUGCGCACGUGAAGGACAUGGCGGGGAAGGAGGGUGGGGUUACGUGAGAACCGGACUCGAGGCUCUUUGUGAAUGAGCCACGUGGACGGUCUA
This is a messenger RNA of Dioscorea cayenensis subsp. rotundata (Guinea yam), 859 nucleotides long. RefSeq names its product probable BOI-related E3 ubiquitin-protein ligase 3. Gene Ontology annotation, biological process: regulation of programmed cell death. The coding region runs from base 72 to 842 and encodes 256 amino acids. NCBI's taxonomy places the organism in Eukaryota, Viridiplantae, Streptophyta, Magnoliopsida, Dioscoreales, Dioscoreaceae. The record is from RefSeq and is a predicted model, not a curated record. The transcript has 4 exons. Gene Ontology annotation, molecular function: ubiquitin-protein transferase activity.